Messenger RNA from Salvia hispanica, 3066 nucleotides. RefSeq names its product GPI transamidase component gaa1-like. The record is from RefSeq and is a predicted model, not a curated record. Lineage: Eukaryota; Viridiplantae; Streptophyta; Magnoliopsida; Lamiales; Lamiaceae. Gene Ontology annotation, cellular component: membrane; GPI-anchor transamidase complex. Gene Ontology annotation, biological process: attachment of GPI anchor to protein.
AUAGUUAAAGCGAAAAUAAUAUAAAGUAACGAUGAGAAUAAUGGAGAGAUUAUUGCUAAAUUAAAUGUUUUUUCACGCAUUUUCACUCACUCAAUUUUUGCUAAUUUAAAUAUUUUAGUAUACUAGUAAUAUAUUCACAUAAACGAAUUUGAAUUGUGAAAAAUGUUGUACUGCUUAUAUUUCCGAUUCGAUUUGAUGUAAAAUAUGAAGCGGAUAUGGGGUGGUUCGAGAACCGGACGAAAAUCAAUGAACACCAAGGGGCUGGGGCACCGCAAGCACUGUCGCACUCUAGUGUCUAUUCCUCUGUCUCCCGAAUUCCGGCCAUUCCACCGGCAACCUCACACCCACCAUUUCCACGCCAAGAGCCUCACUCUUUAAUUUGUGCUACCUGUCUCUGUUUCUCUUUAAUUUUUUCUGCCUUAAUUAUUUUUUUCCUACUCCAAAACUAGAAUACCCAUAUGCUGAAAAAGGAAUUAAUUGGGAUUGUGUGUGGGUGGAUGUGGCUAAUUUGGUUUUGGUUAAUCGAGAUCAUCGAUUGGUUCUAACUGAAACUGAACUGUCUCCACCCCUGAAUCUAUACUCAAAAAAGGGAAGCUUGUUAUUAAUAAUUAAUCGAGACUCAGGAAGCUUGACGCCGACCGACGAUGGCGGAAGUUGCAGCUGUCGUCAAACCGAAGCCGCGGCCAAUUAUUCGGAUCGGCCUUUUUCUCAUUUCUCACAGUCUUUUAGUCAGCAUCAUAUGUUGCGUAGCUGGAGUUUUAACUCUCCUGCUUUUGCCUGUUCUCGCCAAGAACACUUAUAUCUCGGAGAAUGCGUUAAUGCCUGGUUCUGCAAGCCCAAUGCUCUCUAGUGCUGAUGCUUCAGAUGGGCAUAUAUUUUUAAACAAGAUAAUGAGUAUAGAUUCAAUUUCUACCAACACUGGCAUUGAAAUUCCAGAGAUGAUAGGAAAGCACAUAAUAGAAUCAGGCGGUGAAGUUAAUUAUCACCAAAUCCAACCAAUAUCUGAUAAUUUUCACCCCCUGCAGUUUUUCUUGGGUCCUGAUGUCGGUAUAGUCCGAGAAAACUACAGUUGUACAUCUUAUGGGAUCAAUACUGUUGGAAUAGUAAGAGCUCCACGUGGUGAUGGGAAGGAAGCUAUUGUUAUAGUAACACCUUAUAAUUCUGUCAAGACCACUACUAGUGAAGCAUUAUCUCUUGGCGUUGCAUACUCAGUCUUCUCUCUACUUUCUCGAGUUAGUUGGCUUGCUAAAGAUAUCAUAUGGCUUGCUGCUGAUUCAAGACAUGGGGAACAUGCUGCAGUUGCUGCAUGGCUGAGAGAUUAUUAUGCUCUAUCACGUGGUGACUUGGAGAAAAAUCAGGAUAUGUGCGGUGCAAGUAGUGUUCUUGGGCAUGAAUUGACUUCUGUAAAGAGAAAUGGGGUUUCUAAUGGUUUUCGACGUGCUGGCACAAUGGCAGCUGCGCUUGUCAUUAAGGUUGCUGAAAGAAGCACAGGAUUUGAGAAGGAUGGUCUCAAGAUAUAUGCUGAAGCUUCCAACGGGCAGAUGCCAAAUCUGGACCUCAUCAACAUUGUCAAUUAUUUGGCUGUGCAUGGACAGGGAUUACAAGUGAGGGUAGAGAAAAUUUGGUCUCUGCUUGAUUCUUGGUGGCUGUACAGCCUGGGUGAACUACAGGAGUUGCUCGGCAAGGUUGCUAAGAGCUUAAAUCCUGAUUGGAAAAUUGGCAUACCUGCUUCUGACUACGUCGAAGGCUGCGCCACUCUUGCCAGUUCCCUUUACAAUCAGGCUUUAGGCGUUCCAACUGGUCCACAUGGUGCCUUCCGUGAUUUUCAAGUUGAUUCUAUUACUUUGGAAUUCUCACCAAGGUUCUCGUCAAGUCAGAGGGUUCUGUUCCUUUUGCAUGCUGGGAGGUUGGUUGAAGGAGUCAUAAGGUCUGUGAAUAAUCUUCUCGAGAAGUUUCAUCAGUCCUUUUUUCUGUAUCUCAUGACAUCGCCGAAUAGGUUUGUUUCAGUUGGGAUAUACAUGAUUGCCUUUGCAUUGCUCAUUGCACCCCUUCCAUUGGUUGCUGCUGCUCUCUUUUCCGAUGCUAGUAAAUCGAAGUCUGGGAAGGAUGAUGUCAGUUUGGAACCAUCUCAUCCUGGUGAAUCAAUCCCAACUUUUACAGCAUGGAACUGGCUUCACACUGCAAAAACUGUUCUCAUUGUCCAUUUAUGGGGUGCAAUCGUAACAAUAAUUCCUUAUUUUCUCUGCCAGUUUCCUAAUUCCUCACCAUUAACCAGCCUUUUGAUGUGGACCGUGUCUUCAUUAGUUGGGCUCUUCUUCACAUGUGCAGCAUCUGGUUCUUUAUCUAUUCCACGUGCAAGCCAACUGCAAAUCAGGGAAUGGACUCUCCUUAAGGCUGUGACUGUUGCUGCUGCUUUCAUAGGACUCUGUCUCAUGUCUGUGAUAAAUUAUGCAACAGCACAAAUCGGAGCCCUGCUACUAGUUCCGAUGUGUUUAAUGGCUGUACCCUUGAGGAUCGACGUGUCAGCCAAAACGAUGAAGGCACUUCUCCAUGGAGCUUGUAACAUUUUAUUGGUAUUUGCUGGAUUUCCUCCAACUGCAUUUCUUUUGUUGAGAGGUGCAUUAGAUAGUUUCGACAGAGUCAGAUUAGAUGACUUCUGGAAUUGGACCGAGUCCCUUAGGGCAUGGAACAGUGCUACUUACAUAUAUAUUUGCAUGGUUCAUCUCCCCUGCUGGGUUCUCUGUAUUCGCAUUUUACUACAUCGUCGUUGAGCUGUCCCAAACGCGUACACUCCUCCCUCGUUGUAUCAGUUCAUUAGAUAUCAAGACAGUAUACAAUUACUUUGCUUAAGCUCAAAGAUUGUCUUAGCUUGGACCUUUGUAGUUUACUAGGUGUAUUUCAUGCUAUCAGAUUUCAUGAAAAGGGAGCCCCUCCCUUUAUAGAAACAAUUGCUUCUUUUACUCUUGGCAUGGAAAUCUGUCUUACUUGGAUGCUUUUCAGCAGAUUGGCAGUUGUAGCAGCAAAGGGAGUUGCACCUUUUUAUCAAAAUUUAUUGUUUUUAUCAAA